Molecule: messenger RNA, 2003 nt
Organism: Pezoporus occidentalis (night parrot)
Lineage: Eukaryota; Metazoa; Chordata; Aves; Psittaciformes; Psittacidae
Gene: ESD
Product: esterase D
Exons: 7
Coding region: 78-782 (234 amino acids)
Biological process (GO): formaldehyde catabolic process
Cellular component (GO): cytosol
Molecular function (GO): S-formylglutathione hydrolase activity
Source: RefSeq, a predicted model, not a curated record
CACUACAAGAGUAAACUAGAUGUUUAGCAUGGGGCAGUGAAUCCAUACUGUUGUUCCUUGCAGAGCUUAAAUGCAAAAUGAAAUUUGGAAUCUACUUGCCUCCAAAAGCAGAAACCGCCAAGUGUCCUGUGCUGUAUUGGCUCUCUGGGUUAACUUGUACAGAACAGAAUUUUAUAACAAAAGCUGGUUUUCAGCAAGCUGCUGCUGAACAUGGCCUUAUUGUAGUCGCGCCAGACACAAGCCCACGUGGCUGCAAUAUUGAGGGAGAAGAUGAAAGCUGGGAUUUUGGCACCGGUGCUGGUUUUUAUGUGGAUGCCACUGAAGAGCCUUGGAAAACUAACUAUAGGAUGUAUUCCUACAUAAAGGACGAGCUGCCUAAACUAAUAAAUGCCAAUUUUCCAACUGACCCUGAACGGAUGUCUAUUUUUGGGCAUUCCAUGGGAGGACAUGGAGCUCUUAUUCUUGCUCUGAAGAAUCCUGGAAAGUACAAAUCUGUGUCAGCAUUUGCUCCUAUCUGCAACCCGAUUCAGUGUCAGUGGGGGAAGAAAGCCCUUGGUGGAUAUCUGGGAUCAGACGUAAACAAGUGGGAGGCAUAUGAUGCUACACAACUAGUGAAGUCCUAUGCAGGCUCUCCACUGGACAUCUUGAUUGAUCAAGGCAAAGAUGACCAGUUCCUAUCAGCGGGCCAGUUACUGCCUGAUAACUUCAUCGGUGCCUGCACAGAGCAGAAAGUCCCAGUAGUCUUUAGACUACAGCAGGCAAGUUGCUUCUCCAGUGCUUGAUUGUCAGGUUGUUGGUUUGUGAUUUUUGGGUCUGUGUGGCAGGUAGUGAGGGGAGUGUCUCUUAACAGGGCAUGCUGUCACUUAACCUGUGAAUCUGUCCUACCUGUGCGGAAGAGGGUGACAAGUGACAUUUUCUGUAAUACAAGCUAUCUGGAGUGCAGUAUCCAUCAGGUUCAGCUGCAUUUCACCACUAGGUGGGGUCAUGAUUUUAGUUUGGAGGAGCUGAUCCCUCGGAGGUCGCCUGAAGAAGCAGCAGUAGUGAUUUUUCAUAAGCAUCACAGUCACUGUAUGAUCAAAGUGACAGAUGUGCUUUUGCUGGAUUCCUCACCUGUACUGUGGGUAGUGUGUUUAGCAUACUUUGUGAUUUAGUUUGCAUGUGUUUGUGUAGGUUGGGAAAGGUGUGGAACUGCUUGAAAUCUUAAAUUCAUUUAAAGAGCCACGUGGAAGGAUUUCUCUUUCCUAUGGUGUGGUGACCUAGAACAGCACUUGUCUUAGUAAGUGACUGAUGACUUCCAGCCGGACACAGAGGAUCCUGGUUGUAGAGAGUGAGGGACUGCACCAAAAGAGAAAGUGCUGACAGAGAGGGGUAAUUCAGAGGUUUACGUGCCACUAUAGCAUAGUGCUGGAGCUCUAAUUCAGGGCUGGGCUGUGUCCUACUUAUACCAUGUGUUUUAAGAGUAGGACAACGUUGGUGAGGGGGGGACUGUUGUCUCAGAUUGCACCUUACUCUGCAGCUGAUGCUGUUAUCAGCUCUGAUUCACAUGCCCAGAUUGGGGCAGGUUAGGGUACUUUCUGUUUCUUCAGCUCCCUAGUGUUCUAGAUAUUUCAUCUGCUAGGUAUCCUAGGCAUUUUCUAUAUAUAAUACAGGUAUUUUUGAGUUCUUAAAACAGAUCAAACCAGGAUAUACAUUAACUUACCUAGAAGAGAACUUAGCAUGAUUGCUAUAUCAUGAACUAUGUGUAUUUUCCAAUUUCUUUAUUAUUGUUUUUUUCUAGGGUUAUGAUCACAGCUAUUUUUUCAUUGCUACGUUUAUUAAUGACCACAUCAAGCACCAUGCAAAAUACCUCAAUGCUUGAACCCUCUGGAUGUGAGCAUCACCUGACCAUUGGGAAUCAAGGGAUAGAGAUGAACUAAACAAAAAUCAUUUGCUGGAGUAGUGUCUGUAAAAUGGAGCUCCUCUGAUUGUACUGCUAAGGAAAAUAAAAGCCCCACUUAAUUUGC